Messenger RNA from Neurospora crassa OR74A, 2314 nucleotides. RefSeq names its product yippee zinc-binding protein. Gene Ontology annotation, cellular component: ubiquitin ligase complex. The record is from RefSeq and is a predicted model, not a curated record. Lineage: Eukaryota; Fungi; Ascomycota; Sordariomycetes; Sordariales; Sordariaceae. The transcript has 3 exons. The coding region runs from base 478 to 1161 and encodes 227 amino acids.
UGCAUUUAAGACAUUACUCCCGCUUGCUCUUUCCUAUUCCGCCCUGGGUCGCACGAUUUCUUACUCCUUCCCUCUCAGCUUCGACCUCAUUUUUUACUAUUACUAACCAGAAUAAGUGACACCCGCACAAGCAACCAAACCAAGUAGGCUCCGCUUAACGACGUCAGUGGUCGUAUUAUCACACCAGGGUACCUCUACGCUAGUCUAAGGUACACCGAUUUGGUAUACAACUACUUAGUACACUGCCUAACCGCAAACGUUCGUCCUCUUAUCUCUCCGCUUGUUAGUCGUUCGCUUCGCCGCCGUUGGACAGCACCGUCCACCGUUCAGACCAAUUGAUUACCAUUCAUUGCAUCCAUUCAUCCCAUCCGUUGUUUCAGUCCCGUCUUGUGACUGUGUCCUUCAGUUUGUCCCUUUUGCAACUGCUGCUCGCUCGCGAAGCAAUCACACUUACCAUUUUGUCCGUGAAAUCCGUAGAUGAUCGAAAGCGAACCCCGCGGCUUUGGCAGGAGAGCUGAGCGAGUCGUACCGGAACUGCAAGUUCACCAUCAGCAUCAGCCUCAACCUCAAGAGCAGAACGCCCAAGCCCAAGCCCAAGACCAACAGCAGGUUCGACAACUGGACAUCGGCAGCGACAACAGCGGCGAAAGUAACAGCGUAGCACCUGCCCGUGAGCCGGCACCAACAACCGCGGAGGAGGACGCCCGAGUCAUCCGUGUCAGCGAGACCACUACGAAUACCGUCAGUGAGACGGCCUCAGGAGCGACACCCGCUUCCAGCGACAACCGUAACAACACCAACAUCACCACCACCAACCCAAACAACAACAUGGGUCUCGCCUACAAUGUCUACCUCAACAGCGGCAAGAUUUAUGGGUGCAGGAACUGCAAGACCCAUUUGGCUAAUCAUGAGGACAUCAUCAGUAGGAACUUCAGAGGCCAGCACGGAAAGGCCUACCUCUUCAACUCGGUCGUCAACGUCGAGACCGGUGAUCCCAACGAGCGCAACAUGACGACGGGCCGCCACGUCGUCCGGGACAUCCACUGCCGCCAAUGCAAGGAGGUGGUCGGAUGGAAGUACGAUCGAGCCUAUGAGCCCAACGAGAAGUACAAGGAAGGCAAGUUCAUUUUGGAGGCCGAGUUGCUUGCCAAUGUGAACUAGGUUUUGCCAUGACCUGGUCUGAUGACGGUGUAUGAUGCCUUGGAGCUUGCACUACAUUGCAUUGCUGCCGUGCAUUGCUAUGUUUGAACUUGGAGUGCUGGGGCGCUUAAUGGGCCGUGGUGGUUCGGGGGUGGACUGAAUGAAGUUGAUGUGACAAGAUGGAAGGAUAAGUCGAGUCGGAUGGCACAGGACGACAUAGCGAAGGAUGGACAGAAGGACAGACGGACGAGAUGAUUUACGACAUGAUACGACUUGGCACGAUAUAACAUGAAGGAAGAAGCGCCUAUGGAUGACUACCUGCCAGACUACCUGCCGAACAGUUUCGCGAAAUUGGCAACAUAGCACUACUGCCGAAGAAACCUCUUUCUGCGACAUAGUGCUGGCAGAUCUGUAGGGCCGACUGAUGUCUGACCCUGUACGUUGAAACGCACGCAGGUGUUCUCGAAGCCUUCACCAACUGGGCGAGCAAAGUAUGUACAGGUAUAUGCUGCUUCUUGCUGCUCAACGUCGGGCGCUCAAAGAUCAAAGGUAUUUUGCCAAUUUCGCAAGAUCAUUCGGUAGCUACCUACAGCAGAAUCAGGAUAAGAUCAUCAGACGCAGCGUGGCGCAGGCAGUAGGGCAGCAGGGCGCAGGGCGAACACAGCCAAGCUUAUACGCACGGCCCGGAGUAUCAAGCCUAAAGGGAAUAUGCGCAUGAAUCACGGCAAGCAAGUGACGGAGACGUUAUCAGGUAUUUUUUGAUAUUUUAGGUUGCGAAUCAAUAGUUUUCUCAAACUCUACCUGUCCGCACCUGACAAUAUUUGUUCGCGAUCUCGCUGAGCGAGAGUCCAAGUAGAAGGUGGAGGCCUUGACUCGUGCCUCGUGGCUACCGUAUGUGCAUCUAAUCCAUCCCUUUGUUGCGAAUCAUCUAUCUGCGUCUUUAUCGUUAUGCACUCAGCACAUUCUGCAACAAUGAUCCAGACCAUCUUCCUGCCGAGACAUCCAUCAUCGCUGUCUUACUUUCAUCUGUUGUCUACAACCCACUCUUCGGGCCUCAAAGCACCUGUCUGACCAUUGCCCGCGACCCUCUUCCACAAGUCACAGACAUGUCGCGGGUAGUAGACUGUAAACAUGUCUUGUUACUCUGCCUGAAAAGUAAUGUAUGAUACAUCAC